Diaporthe citri is the source of this 2697-nucleotide messenger RNA. RefSeq lists its product as uncharacterized. Gene Ontology annotation, molecular function: calcium-dependent cysteine-type endopeptidase activity. The record is from RefSeq and is a predicted model, not a curated record. Gene Ontology annotation, biological process: proteolysis. The coding region runs from base 1 to 2697 and encodes 898 amino acids. NCBI's taxonomy places the organism in Eukaryota, Fungi, Ascomycota, Sordariomycetes, Diaporthales, Diaporthaceae. The transcript is spliced from 6 exons.
AUGGAGGCCCAGGCUAGAGAAUAUGAGGCCAAGAUCAGCCGGACCUCUGGCCAGGAGGCCUUCAAGAAUGCCAUCCAGGCGGCCGAGCUGUACAUGAAGGCCGUCAAGGAGGCCCCCACGGCUGCUGAGAAGUCCCGCCUCAAGGCCAGGUGCCGCGACCUUAUUGCGCAGGCCGAGACCCUCAAGACGUCGGGCCCCACUGCCGCGCCGCCCAAGGCCCCGAAGCCCAGGGGUCCUCGCCAGAGUCGCGAGCUCCCGACGGCUGAGAAGACCAUCUUGUGGCGGUCCUCCAAGCUGCAUGGCAGCGUCUUCCCGCCCUGGGAGGCCGACCCUGACCCGGCCGUCUUCCGGAGCAAGAAGCUGGACGAGCCGCUUUUCACUGACCCCUCAGAGUUCUCCUUCUCCAAGAAGCAAAAUGAGAUCUUUGACGGCUGGAAGCGUCCCGCCGAGAUCUUCAACGACUCGGGCCCGGAGUUGUUCGAGAACAUCAUGGUUGCCAAGACGAACAGCGACCUCGUGCAGGACAUCACGACAGACUGCUCUGUGGUGGCCAGUCUAUGUGCGGUGAUGCGCCAUUUAAAUCCCAAUAAGAAGGACUCGCUGCUACCAACGUUACUGUACCCCUUCGACUACUCCAAGGGCCGGCCUAUAGCUUCGCAAAAUGGAAAAUACAUGUUCCGCCUCAACUUCAACGGCUGUUUCCGCCAGGUGGUCGUUGACGAUCGCCUGCCCACCUCCAAGACGUCUCGGACAUUCUUCGUCGUAGACCGGAGGAAUCCAGAGCUUGUGUGGCCUGCUCUUAUGGAGAAGGCUUACUUGAAGAUACGCGGUGGUUAUGAUUUCCCGGGCAGUAAUUCUGGCACAGAUCUUUGGGUACUCACCGGAUGGAUACCAGAACAGAUCUUUUUACAGAGCGACGACAUUGAGCUCGAUCAGACUUGGAAGCGCAUCAAGAACGCAUUCGAGUACGGCGACGUGGUGGUCACUCUGGGCACAGGGCGUCUCUCCCGCCAGGAGGAAGAGACGCUCGGGCUGGCGGGCGAGCACGACUACGCCGUCAUGGACCUCAAAGUCCAGGCCACGGGCGAGCGCCGGAUGCUCCUGAAGAACCCUUGGUGCGACGGGCUCGUGUGGAAAGGCUUCGGCUCCACCACCACAGUCGACGCGGAGGUAUACCCACCGCCAUCACCGACUUUGUCGCGCCCAGCCCAGCGCUCCAACUCGGACGUCACAGCCCCGUCGCCAUAUGCCGAGCUGACGGGGACCUUCUGGAUCUCCAUCGAGGACGUCGUCCAGAACUUCGAGUCGCUCUACCUGAAUUGGAACCCAAGCCUGUUCACCGACCGCCAGGACCACCACUUCACGUGGACGCUCCCUAGCCGGGCCAUGCAGCGCUCGUUCGCGCACAACCCGCAGUACUCGUUCACGUCCCCGACGUCGGGCGCCGUCUGGAUCCUGCUGUCGCGGCACUUCCAGGACGGCGAGCUGCCCAUCGCGCGCAGCCGGCACACGAGGCAGCCCAACGCCGCGUCCUACAGCCUCGGCUUCAUGUCCAUCUACCUCUUCGACAACGCCGACGGCCACUGCGUCCAGCUCCCGGACAGGCCGGCGCAGCAGUCCCCCUUCGUCGACAGCCCGCAGACCCUCCUGCGCUUCGAGGCCCAGGCCGGCACCGCCUACACCGUCGUCGUGGCGCAGGAGGGCCUGCCGCUGCCAAAGUACCCGUCCACCCUGUCCUUCUUCAGCCGCUCGCCCCUCACCAUCAGCCCGGCCACGCCGCCCCUGAAGCACUACACCGAGCUCGAGUCGGCGUGGACGCGGCGCACGGCGGGCGGCAACGCCCGCACCGUCUCCUUCUUCCACAACCCCCAGUUCGCCCUCGUGGUGCCGCACCCCACGCCCAUCUCGCUGCACCUGGCCACGGAUGCAGACGACGUCCCCGUGCACGUGGACCUGGUGUGGUCUCAGGGAGGGCGCCGCGUGACCGCCCUGACGGUGCGCGACAUCGUCUGCUCCUCGGGCGAGUACCGCCGGGGCUGCGCGCUCGCCGAGAUCCGCCGCCCGCAGACCAUCGACGCGGGGACCUACACCGUCGUCGCCUCGACCUUCGAGCCGGGCCAGCUGGCCUGCUUCGCCCUGCGCGUCGGCUCCGACGUCCCCGUCCAGCUGCGUCCCGUGCUCUCCGACGCCGCGGGCCGGCUGCGCUCCGAGCUCGACCCCGUCGUCUUCCGCGAGGGCGAGAGCGAGCGCCAGCGCGCCCCCGUCACCAUCACCCGCCUGCGCGCGCCAGCGUCCGGCUCGGUGGCCGCCCUGGGCAUCACGAGCAGCAGCGCCAACGCAGCAGCCACAGCAUCAGCAUCACAUCAGGAUCACCACCACCACCAGGCACCCCCGCCCGCGUCCUCCGGCACCGCGAGCCCGAUCAGCAUCCCGUGCUCGGUGCGCGUGUCCUUCGAGUACGGGUCCGGCCCGCACGCGCGCGCCGCGGCCGUCACGGCGGACGGCGAGUUCGCGGACGCGAGCAUGGGCCUUCGCACGGGCGACGUCGACCUCGACCCGGACGCCGCGCGGCGCGCCGGGGGGCUGUGGCUCGUCGUCGAGCAGAUGGGCGUGCACCGCGAGGGCCAGGGCAUCCAGGUCGACGUGCUCAGCGACGGGAGGAUCGGCGUCGGGCCCUGGGAGAGCGUGGACGAUUGA